Molecule: messenger RNA, 1112 nt
Organism: Urocitellus parryii (Arctic ground squirrel)
Lineage: Eukaryota; Metazoa; Chordata; Mammalia; Rodentia; Sciuridae
Gene: Dazl
Product: deleted in azoospermia like
Biological process (GO): positive regulation of translational initiation; 3'-UTR-mediated mRNA stabilization
Cellular component (GO): cytoplasm
Molecular function (GO): protein binding; translation activator activity; mRNA 3'-UTR binding
Source: RefSeq, a predicted model, not a curated record
AUGAAUCGGAAGUUUUUAUCUGCUGCAAAUUCUGAGACUACAAACUCAACCAUCUCCCGAGAGGCCAGCACCCAGUCCUCAUCAGCCACCACCAGCCAAGGCUAUGUUUUACCAGAAGGCAAAAUCAUGCCAAACACCGUUUUUGUUGGUGGAAUUGAUGUUAGGAUGGAUGAAACUGAAAUCAGAAGUUUCUUUGCUAGAUAUGGUUCAGUAAAAGAAGUGAAGAUAAUCACGGAUCGAACUGGUGUGUCCAAAGGCUAUGGAUUUGUUUCAUUUUACAAUGACGUGGAUGUGCAGAAGAUAGUAGAAUCACAGAUAAAUUUCCAUGGUAAAAAGCUGAAACUGGGCCCUGCAAUCAGGAAACAAAAUUUAUGUGCUUAUCAUGUGCAGCCACGUCCUUUGAUUUUUAAUCCUCCUCCUCCACCACAGUUUCAGAGUGUUUGGAGUAAUCCAAACACCGAAACUUACAUGCAGCCUCCAACCAUGAUGAAUCCUAUAACUCAGUAUGUUCAGGCAUAUCCUCCUUAUCCAAGUUCACCAGUUCAGGUUAUUACUGGAUAUCAGCUGCCUGUUUAUAAUUAUCAGAUGCCACCGCAGUGGCCUGCUGGGGAACAAAGGAGUUAUGUUAUACCUCCGGCCUAUACAGCUGUUAACUACCAUUGUAAUGAAGUUGAUCCAGGAGCUGAAGUUUUGCCAAAUGAAUGCUCAGUUCAUGAAGCUACUCCAUCCUCUGGAAAUGGCCCACAAAAGAAAUCUGUGGACCGAAGUAUACAGACAGUGGUAUCUUGUCUAUUUAAUCCAGAGAAUAGACUGAGAAACUCUCUUGUUACUCAAGAUGACUACUUCAAGGAUAAAAGAGUGCAUCACUUUAGAAGAAGUCGGGCAGUGCUUAAAUCUGUUUGAUCUUCUCUGCUAACUUUCUAGUCUCAGGGGAAGGUUGCUGGUUUUGAAUAUUAAGAAGAGACUGGAAGUUGUUCACUACUAUAGAAAUUUAAUUCUAAAUUGCACUCAGACUUUCUAUAUAAGUUAUGUUAGAUUAGUUGUACUUUACAUUGAAACUGUUCUUUAUUAGGUGUUUAUUUAGAAAUUGGUUCUUUGUUCAGUAUAUAGUU